UUGAUUCAUAAAAAUCGAUCAAUUUGAAUUUAUCAUCGAAAUUCGAUCAUCAUCAUCAUUAAAUCAAUUACAUUGUAUUUAUGUUUCUACGUUUGUCAUUUAUCUAUAUACAAUAUAAUGAGGCUCACCAUGUUCCAGUUUUAGUUUUGUUGAAUCCUUAACAUAAUCUGUUCGACACAUUGAAAUAUUCAUCCUAAUCCGAGAAUGGAAUCACAACAACAACAACAUUAUUCAGCUACUGGUGCUGGAUCGAAUAAAAAUAUUGGUCAUUAUUCACAAACAUUGACUUAUCUACUUGGUGAGCUGAAACAUGUCUAUGAUCAACGAGAUGACCCUGAAAAGAAACGUAAAGCAGCUUAUGAAAGAUUGGCUGAAAUAUCGAAAAUAAUGCGUGUGAUUUUGGAAAAAUAUUCAUUACUGGAAAGUAAAGAAUUAUUAUUAAACGCUAGUCAAUUGGUCAAAGCUGUAAAAACAUAUGAUUAUAAUAAUUAUUCGAUUGAAUUGCAUUCACAAUUGGUCGAUAACAUCAACGCUUUGUAUAAAUCAUUCCAAUACAAUAUUUCCAAUUGUUUAAUGCAAGACGGCGUUUCAAUGUCUUCUUUAAAAUCAUUGGAUUUAACACAAAAAAUACAAUCAUCACCACCACCACCACAACAACAAACAUCAAUUGGCCAUCCAAGUCCUAGUGCCAGCAGCAAUCGAUCCAAUAAAUCAAGAACAUUACCGAUUAAUAUGCCUGAAGAACGAAUUUUCUCCUAUGAAUCCGGUCUAGAUGAACUUAUGAAACAGGCAAAAUGUUGGUGCAAAUAUAUGAAAGAAUUGGUCACUUUCAUUGAAAAACGUGCCCAAAUUGAAAGUGAAUACAAUCGUGCCAUCUCUAAGAAUGAUCAAAACAUGCGAACAACAAUUCAUCAAUUGAAAAGUGAUAAAGCUUUUUUACCUUUCCAUAAUGUUUAUAAUCAAUUUUGUCAAAACGAGAUCAAAAAUGCCAACAUGUGUGAUAACAAUUUUGAUCUGUUGAGCAAAAACAUUUUAGCUCCUGUUAAUGAAUUUCGUUUAGAGUUUGAUAAACAAAUUAAAAAGAUCAAAGAUGAUUGGGCCAAAGCGAAUAAACAACUUAAUGAUGUUAUCAGCACUUAUUCAAAAUCACGUGAAAAUUUCUACACACAAAAAUUACAGGAUGCUGAAAGUAAAACGAAACAAAAAUUCAGUUAUUUAGAAAGUAGCAAUGAAUUUAAUGAAGCUGAGGCCAACAACACUAAAUUUCUAUGGAUUCUUAAUGCACAGAAAGAAUCAUUUAAAAAAUCCAAACGUGAACUAAUUAGCCGAUUACAGAAUCUGAUGGCUAUUACUGAGAUUAAGAUCAAAGAAAUUACUUCUCAUUAUUUUGAAACGCUACGUGAUUCAAUCACUUAUUCGCCUGAAGAGAUUCAUCGGGCAAUUAUUGAUACUGAUCACCAUGAAAUGGGAAAACCUUAUCGUGAUUUUUCCAAUAGUCUUCCUCUAAUGUUUGACGAUUCUUCAUCAUCUAUCAAUCAUCAGUCGAUACAAUCAACUAGUCAUCAUCAUUCAGAGAAUCAAGAACUUUAUUCUAGCGAAUCUGACAGCGGUAUGAAUAAUAAUUCAAACGUUUAUCUAAUCAAACAGCAGCAGCAACAAAAACCGGUACAUAUCCGUAAAGAAAGCAAAGCGGUGAAUGCCAUUAAUCCUAAAACACAAUCGAAUGAUAAUUUUCAAAUUAAAGUGAUUGAGAAAAAAUACAAAAGUGUCUAUCAAUACAAAAAAGGUGUCAAAUGUAAUGAAAACAAAUCCGGUCCGAACCUUUUGUUUCGAGUUCCCCUUUGUCAACUUUCUUCAAAUGCUGUACCAGAUGUUAUAAAAAAAUGUGUUAAUCAGAUCGAAACACGUGGUUCUCGAAUAUCAGGCAUCUAUCGAGUAUCUGCAGUAAAAUCUCAAGUAGAUAGCUUGACGAAAGCUUACGAAACCGAUCCGGACAGUGUUGAUCUAUCGAAUGUUUCACCAAAUGUUAUUGCGAAUUUGUUGAAACAAUUUUUUCGAAUGCUUCCUGAGCCGCUAUUAACAUUCCAACUUUACAAUGAAUUGAUCGAAGUUGCUACGAGAUAUUCUAAAAAUUCUCCACUUGAUUCUUCUAGUGAAGAAGAAAUUGUCACUAGAUUAAGGAAAAUUUGUCGUCGAUUGCCGACGAUUCAUUAUAAUACCCUACGAUAUUUGAUAAAUCAUUUGCGCCAAAUUUCUAAAGACUCGGAAUUUAAUCAAAUGAAUCCGGGAAAUCUAGGUAUCGUAUUUGGGCCUACAUUGCUGAAAAAAGCCGAUAAUGAUGAUACAAACAUGCUAUACGAUACUAAUCAUCAAAGCAGAGUGAUUGAGCUAUUUAUUCUUUAUUCUGAUCAAGUGUUUGAUUCUGAUUCCGAACCUGACAACUAUGCUGGGAUAGGUAUCGGAUUACAUCGAAAUAAUUCAUUUGGUCAAAUUGAUAAUAAAAAGUCAUAUCUACGUCUAUGGAAACAUCUGAUUCAUCUUUGAAACAAAAUGGCGAAACUAUCAUGAAUAACAGCCAUUUCAAUAGAAUGCCACAGUUAUUAAAAUCGGCUACUUGUUCCUCCAUCCGUCCGG
Messenger RNA from Dermatophagoides farinae (American house dust mite), 2634 nucleotides. Lineage: Eukaryota; Metazoa; Arthropoda; Arachnida; Sarcoptiformes; Pyroglyphidae. The record is from RefSeq and is a predicted model, not a curated record.